Molecule: messenger RNA, 938 nt
Organism: Amorphotheca resinae ATCC 22711
Lineage: Eukaryota; Fungi; Ascomycota; Leotiomycetes; Helotiales; Amorphothecaceae
Exons: 4
Coding region: 1-822 (273 amino acids)
Molecular function (GO): oxidoreductase activity
Source: RefSeq, a predicted model, not a curated record
AUGGAUCUCAGCGGAGCAGCGCUUGUGACUGGAGGCGGCAGUGGAAUUGGAAGGGCUUGCGCGGUGUCCUUUGCAAGACUCGGAGUCCGAGGCCUUGUUGUCGCCGAUAUCGACUUGGACGCAGCUAAGGCAACUGUAGUUGAGUGUCAAAGCGUAGCCUUGAACCAGAACUUGCGUUUAGAGGCAAUAGGCAUUGAUGUUAGCUUGGAAGACUCCGUCAACGGGGUUGUCAGGCAAGUAGCUGACACUCUGGGUCGAAUCGACUACUGCGUUCACGCGGCAGGUGUUGGAGUCAAAGUGGCUAGUCCGGUAGCGGAGGCAGAUACCAUGGAAUUUGACCGCAUGUUGAAAGUCAACGUAACCGGAACCUUCCUGGUUACACGCGCCAUUUCGGCCGUUAUGAAAUCUCAGGAACCGACCGCUCUGAAGCCGGGUUCACCAGAACGCGGGACUACUCGAGGAAGCAUUGUUAUCAUUGGAUCGGCAUCGGCCUUCGUCGCCACACCCGGCAUGAUCCAAUACACGACGGCCAAGCAUGCCGCGCUAGGAAUUACCAAGAAUGCAGCUCUCGACAAUGCACCCCACAGAAUUCGGGUGAAUAGCGUGUGUCCAUCGUGGGUCGACACACCCAUGGUGCGCAAGGCCAUGGAAGAUGUACCCGGCCUAGCAGGAAUGAUAAAGGCUGCAGUUCCCAUUGGACGGAUCGCACUCGUGGAUGAAGUAGCGGACGCUGUCAUGUUCUUCUGUAGUUCUAUGUCUAGCUACUCCACGGGAUGCAAUAUGAUCCUAGAUGGGGGAACAACAUUGUCAGCAGGCAGAUAGGGUUGUUGUAGACACCCCGGGGUGGGCCGAUAACCACUCGCUUGUUGAAUAGGGGGGCUGAGAGACUACAUGCAGCAGUAAAAAUGGAGAUAUAAGUAUUGGAGUGAAAUAAAAGG